Molecule: messenger RNA, 1044 nt
Organism: Pelobates fuscus (common spadefoot toad)
Lineage: Eukaryota; Metazoa; Chordata; Amphibia; Anura; Pelobatidae
Gene: CRH
Product: corticotropin releasing hormone
Exons: 2
Coding region: 223-705 (160 amino acids)
Biological process (GO): negative regulation of glucagon secretion; positive regulation of cortisol secretion; negative regulation of epinephrine secretion
Cellular component (GO): extracellular region
Molecular function (GO): corticotropin-releasing hormone activity
Source: RefSeq, a predicted model, not a curated record
UCAUUUCACAAGUUCAGGAUAUGUCUUCAUCCUAAGGAAGAACAAAAAAAUAUAUAUCUAUAUAUAUAUCUAUAUAUAACCUGACUAAGGAAGCUUAAAUCUCACACCUUUCAUGCUGUAAUAUUUGAAUUUUCACCAUCCCAAGAUCAAGAAACAAGCUUUCCAUCAGCAAGACCUAUCGCACAUCUGUUUUAUUCCAGAUCUUAUCUUUAGGGGGAUAACAUGAAGUUCCAGCUGUGGAUAUCGACAGCAAUACUUCUGGUUGUUCUGCCUUGCUAUGAGUGCAGAGCUUUUAGCAAAUCUUCAGUAUCUUCUGCUGGAGUCCCCCCACCUCUCUUACCUGAGUACCAGCCCUUUUUGCUUCGUAUGGGAGAAGAGUAUUUCUUACGCCUGGGUAAUCUCCACAAGUACUCCCCAAACUUGCUUGGAGCUUCUGCUGGUAACUUUCUAAGGGAUGUGCAACAUCUUCAGCUUCAGCCUCAGCAGUGGAACAGUCAGCAGGGACUUAGAUCUUUGGAUGAAGCAGAGAUUCCAUACAACACUCAGGAGGAACCCACAGAGAGAGGGAAACGUUCUGAGGAACCCCCAAUUUCAUUGGAUCUGACUUUCCAUCUGCUCAGGGAAGUCUUAGAAAUGGCAAGAGCUGAACAGAUAGCCCAGCAAGCCCACAGCAAUAGGAAACUGAUGGACAUAAUCGGGAAAUAAUAUAUAUACAUAUAUACUCUUAUGCCAAAGAGUUUACUGCAUUUAGCACAAACUAUACAGUAUGAUGUACCAUAGUGCUGCCCUGAUACCAUUUGUUUAUUUUUCUAUAGCUUCAGACAUAGAGGAUACACACUUUAACCCCUUGGCUGCCUGCAGGGGAGGGGAGGGAACACAAAUGUUUUGCUCAACAAUAUGUAUCUAACCUCCCUGGCAACAAGGGGUAACAGCCUAUAUUCGUUUGUCAGCAUGCUCGGGGUGUAUUCGACUGCAGCUUUAAAAAAAAAAGAAAAAAAUAAAUAAAAGCAACAGGCAUAACAUGUUUUAUUUUUAUUUUAUACU